Molecule: messenger RNA, 828 nt
Organism: Cervus elaphus (red deer)
Lineage: Eukaryota; Metazoa; Chordata; Mammalia; Artiodactyla; Cervidae
Product: ergosterol biosynthetic protein 28 homolog
Exons: 5
Coding region: 167-589 (140 amino acids)
Cellular component (GO): membrane; endoplasmic reticulum
Molecular function (GO): protein-macromolecule adaptor activity
Source: RefSeq, a predicted model, not a curated record
CUAAUGGAGAGGAUCCGCACAGCCUGGAACAAUGCAGAUGGGAUAGAAGGAAGAUGUUCGGGAGGCAACAUUGUAGGGAGAAAAGAGAUUUCAGAGACCAAGCGGAGAGGGAGCUGGGAGAACGAAGAAAGCUUGGCAAAAAGCCCUCUCAGGUUGGAGGGGAGCCAUGAGCCGAUUCCUGAACGUGUUACGAAGCUGGCUGGUGAUGACGUCCAUUCUAGCUGUGGGUCACUCUCUGCAGAGCUUCCGAGACCACACCUUUCUUUAUGAAAAGAUCUAUACCAGCAAGCCAGACCUGGUGAAUGGCCUCCAAGCUCGGACCUUUGGAGUCUGGACGCUGCUCUCAUCAGUGGUUCGCGGCCUCUGCGCCAUCGACAUUCACAACAAAAUGCUCUACUGCAUCACGCUCUGGACCUUCUUCAUUGGCAUGGGGCACUUCCUCUUUGAGAUGUUUGUUUUUGGGACUGUGGCUCCCACGAUUUUCAUGCUGGCAAUCCUCACAGUGGCAAGUAUCUCGAUCCUGGGCAUGCUAGUGGGGCUCCGGCACCUAGAAGCAGAACCAGGAUCCAGACAGAAGAAGAGAAACUGAGGUCAACAUCACCAUGUCCAAGACAUCACCUCCCGCCUUUGCUCACCUCUUCCUUCUCUAUGCUCUUCAGUUUUACUUCUGCUCCAUUAUUCACUUCUAGCCUUUCACAUUUAGGGUUUUUUUUUUCUUUAAUUUAACAUUUCUAAGCUAUAACAUGCAUAUAGUAAGUCAGUGCCAUUUAAAUGUGUGUGAAGAAUCAUUUUAGAAUGAUGUAGGUCCAUCCAAAUUAAAGAACUGCC